AUCUCAGGUGUCAAAGAACCCUUUUCUGAAGAGAGGGGAGGGGGCGUCAGAGGAAGACAGGCCGCUCUGGAUUGGAUGUGGAGACUUCGAUUUUCCUAAGGCUGCGUCAUUUAGAAGCCAAUUGGGUCCAGAUGUUAUGGGCACCGACGGGUUACCGUCUCGGAAACUCUCAAUCACGCAAGCGAAAGGAGAGGAGGCGGGUAAUUAAAUAUUGAGCAGAAAGUCGCGUGGGGAGACUGUCACGUGGGCCUCGAAGCUCGUCACUCCUGGGAUAAAUACCGCGAAGCAGGGAGCAGGCUAAAGAGCGCUCUCGGACCUCCUCCUCCACCGCCGCUGCCAAGGAGAGUGCGGAGCCCGGGGGUGCACGCAUUGCAGCGGAGACCCAGGCCGAGCGCCGCAGUGAGAUUUUAGCCCUAACCUGAGUUCCGUUGUGGGGCCGAAAAUUAUUCUCUUGGAAAUAUAUCUCUCUCCUCGGUGUCUUCUCCUCUGCUCUUCUCAGAAAUCCAACAUGAAAAUCCUCGUGGUCUUGGCAGUCUUUUUUCUGGUCUCCACACAACUGUUUGCAGAAGAAAUUGGUGCCAACGAUGAUCUAAAUUACUGGUCCGACUGGUCCGACAGUGACCAGAUCAAGGAGGAGCUGCCGGAGCCCUUUGAGCAUCUUCUGCAGAGAAUUGCCCGGAGACCCAAGCCUCAGCAGUUCUUUGGACUAAUGGGCAAACGGGAAGCUGAUUCCUCAAUUGAAAAACAAGUGGCCCUGUUAAAGGCUCUUUAUGGACAUGGCCAGAUCUCUCACAAAAGGCAUAAAACAGAUUCCUUUGUUGGACUAAUGGGCAAAAGAGCUUUAAAUUCUGUGGCUUAUGAAAGGAACGCAAUGCAGAAUUAUGAAAGAAGACGUAAAUAAACUACAUAACGUUAUUUAUUCAGCUUCAUUUGUGUCAGUGGGCUAUUAAAGGUAAAAUAAAACAUGCACUAUAAGGAAUAAUUAUUUAUUUAAAAACAAUUAUUGUUAUGAGUUGAAAACUCAGAGAAAGUGUUUAUUUUUCAUAUUGUGCUAAUAUGUGUUGUAAACAUGUGCUAUAAUUCUAAUGACUCCCCAGAAGUAGAAAUCAGUAAUAAUUUCUCAAGAAAGCACAGUGUUCAGUGAAAUUAUAAAACCUGUGAUAUGGUCUCCAAAGGAAGAAAUCAUUGAUUUGAAGCAGUCAUGACUGCCACUACAGAAGGGAAGGAAACUCCUGUGCAAAAUUGUGUUUCUUGUUGGGUUUCAUGGUAAAAAUGCACUGAGACCUUGGUAUCAAGCUGUAUUUGUGUCUCUGCAGCAUGUUCCAUGUUUUGUGCCUAUAUGAAGAUGUUUAAAAAAGUUUUAAUGUGAUUCAAAAGUCUUGAUUCAUUGUAUGGUGUGAUGUGAUAGCUACCAUUUUAAAUAAAA
Messenger RNA from Heterocephalus glaber (naked mole-rat), 1426 nucleotides. RefSeq names its product tachykinin precursor 1 (gene Tac1). Lineage: Eukaryota; Metazoa; Chordata; Mammalia; Rodentia; Bathyergidae. Gene Ontology annotation, molecular function: substance P receptor binding. The record is from RefSeq and is a predicted model, not a curated record. Gene Ontology annotation, biological process: inflammatory response; positive regulation of cytosolic calcium ion concentration; tachykinin receptor signaling pathway.